Molecule: messenger RNA, 3413 nt
Organism: Drosophila serrata
Lineage: Eukaryota; Metazoa; Arthropoda; Insecta; Diptera; Drosophilidae
Gene: Mco1
Product: Multicopper oxidase 1
Biological process (GO): iron ion transport
Cellular component (GO): plasma membrane
Molecular function (GO): copper ion binding; oxidoreductase activity
Source: RefSeq, a predicted model, not a curated record
GUUUAAGCGGCGAGCGGUGAGCAUCUGGCUAAGAAAACGCUCCAAACGCGAUCCCUUUUUGUGUUGGCCAAGUUGUAAAGGACUUUGUUCCACGAGUGAUUCGGAAUUUGCAAAACCAGACCCUAAUCUGGUUGGACGCCAUAAAAUUUGGCCGCGUUGGCAAUUUGUGAUACGAAAAUCAACAACAACUUCCGCAUAGCAAUUCCAUAAUUCCCAAAAAUAUAUAUUCAAUAAUAAAAAUCAUUCCCAAAACAAGAAAAAGGAGAAUUUUUGGCGAGCAACAAUCGAAAUAAAAACAAUAAACGCAAAUUGAAUAGCGUAAGCCAUAAUUAUGACCAAAUGAGCCGCUUGGCCCACAGCAACAACAACAACAAAGUCUAAAAUACGAGGAAGAAACAACAAUAAAAACAACAACUACGAAAUGCGGCUUAUUAACAGGCGAUUAACAGCCACGCAGCUGUUAACAGCGAGCUUAGCAGUGCUGCUGCUACAGUUUGUGGGUCACGGCAGUGGAGCUCAAACUGUAAAUUCCUCAUCGGAAAAUACCAUUUGCCUGUACCAGGAACACAACACCACUUACCGUAAGGAGCUAGGAGCUGUAUGGUUUUCCGCCAAGGAUCCUUGUUUGGUUUACUCCUGUGCCGCAGGUGUGGCCAAGGAUCCUCAAGCUCACAUUGUGGUAACUCAGGUGGAUUGCAAUGAGUUUUACUGCGAAGUGGGUUCUGAGCUUCGCAGUGCUGAAGGCAGUUGCUGUGGGGAAUGUGUAAGGACUCACUGCCAGCAUAACCAUACCCUCUAUGCCGUGGGCGAGUCCUGGCACAAUGAUGCCGACUGCACACUCCUUGAGUGUGGUCGCCUGGAGAAUGGCCAGAUCAUCAUUAAUACCUACAAGAGAAGCUGCCAACCUUUGACAGAAGACUGUCCUGCUUCGAGACUGGAAACUAAGAAUUGCUGUCCCUACUGUAGACCCCUGAAAACUUCAAGGAUUGAAGUACUCCAGGAAGAUGAGAUUGAAAUCUCGGAUGAUAUAUGGACAGCUGAAUGGUAUCGUCAGCAUCCUUGCAACCGGGAUUGCCAAAUGGGAGCUGCGCCCAUGACUUGUCACUAUACCUUUGUGGUGGAAUGGUAUCAGACCUUCUCGAAGGCUUGCUAUGAUUGUCCUCGAAACCUCACCGAUUGCUCUCGGCCGCACUGCAUCAUGGGUGAUGGUUUGGAGAGGAGCAUCACUGUGGUGAAUCGCAUGAUGCCAGGACCUUCGAUCGAAGUCUGUGAAGGAGAUCAAAUUGUGGUGGAUGUGAAGAAUCAUCUGCUGGGUGAGAGUACCUCCAUCCAUUGGCAUGGUUUGCACCAGAAGAAGACACCUUACAUGGAUGGAGUGCCUCACAUUACCCAGUGUCCCAUAACCCCGCAUGCCAGCUUCAGAUACUCCUUUCCUGCUGAUCUCUCUGGCACUCACUUCUGGCACUCUCACACCGGAAUGCAACGUGGAGAUGGUGUCUUUGGAGCUCUGAUCAUUCGGAAACCAAAGAUAGCUGAGCCCCAUGGCAGUCUCUAUGACUUUGAUUUGAAUGAGCAUGUAAUGAUUGUCCAGGAUUGGAUACAUGAUACCGGAGCCAGCAUAUUCUCCUUCCAUCAUCACUCUCGGGGUGAUAAUAAGCCUCAUAAUCUGCUCAUCAAUGGAAGGGGACGUUAUUACAAUCGCAUUUGGGCCGAGGCCAAGCAGAUUCAUCGCAGAACUGAGGAGAGGACAACCCAGCCCCAGGAUCCUUUGCCCAAGUCACAGGUGGACUUUGUUCAGACUUUGCCCCGUCAAGCGCGUUUGGCCAAGAGCAACAGCACCAAGCUCUUCCCCGUACACUCUCGCCAGAAGAGGGGCAAUCUCAAGGAGAUUCCUCUGGAACUGGUCCCUCAUCAGGUUUAUAAUGUGCGAAGGGGUUUCCGUUAUCGCUUUAGGAUUAUAAAUGCAGAAUAUCUCAACUGUCCGAUUGUGGUUUCCGUGGAUGGUCACAACCUAACAGCAAUCAAUUCAGAUGGCUUUGAUAUCGAGGCCAUGGACGUGGGCUCUAUAGUAACCUAUGCCGGAGAGCGCUUUGAUUUUGUUCUAAAUGCCAACAUGGAUGUGGGAAACUAUUGGAUUCGUCUCAAGGGUUUAAUGGAUUGCAGUGAGGUCUUCACUUCCGCUUUUCAAGUGGCCAUUCUGCGAUAUGAAGGUGCUCCCGAUGAGGAACCCACGGCAGCUUUAAGUUAUGCCCACAAGGCUGAGGGGAUUGAGUUAAAUGUGAUGAAUCGAGGUCCUGGUUAUCCGGAUACCAAGACUGUGGCCGAAAUGAGGGCUUUGCCUAUAUACGAUCAUGUGUCGGGGAUUGAUCAUGAUACCCUUAAACCGGAAGCAGACUACAAGUUCUUUAUCUAUUAUGAUUUUUACACUAAGAACAAUCCUGAUUUUCAUGACAAGGACCUAUAUGCCAUGGAUAUGGAGAUGACUCAGCAGAAUCGACUUUAUACACCUCAAUUGAAUCAUAUAACCUUGAAGUUUCCUCCAAUGGCAUUGCUUCCUUCGAGAAGUCAAUUAAAGGACUCGGAUUUUUGCAAUGAAACAAGUCUGGCGGAUCAGGGAAUUGACUGUAGAACGGAGUUCUGCAAAUGUCAUCAUGUCCUUCAAGUUCCCCUGGGUGCAGUCGUGGAGUUAAUCAUUGUGGACGAGGGUUUCCAAUACUAUGCCAAUCAUCCUUUUCAUUUGCAUGGUAAUGCCUUCAGAGUCAUGGGAUUGGAGCGAUUGGGAGAUAAUGUAACCAUUGAAAUGAUCAAGCAACUGGAUCAAUUUAAUUUGCUGAAACGUAAUCUGGUGAAUCCUCCAGUAAAGGAUACAGUGACCGUACCAGAUGGUGGUUAUACCAUCAUCCGAUUUGAGGCAUCCAAUCCUGGCUAUUGGCUCUUUCAUUGUCACAUUGAAUUCCAUGCUGAGAUUGGCAUGGCUUUGGUCUUCAAAGUGGGGAAUGAUGAUCAAAUGGUUCCGGUUCCUGAAAAUUUCCCCACUUGUGGCGAUUAUAAUCCGGAUUUAAAAUCGGAUGGUGAAGCUACGGAAGAUAAUAGCAAACCCACAACUGGUAGUCCACAAAAUACUGGCGGUGGAGGAUCAGGAUUGGAAUUUAGUAUAAUAACUUUGAUUGUUAGUCUUUUGCUGUUGAAGUUCCAUUGAGGAGAAAGAGAGCAUAACACCGAAACUUGCCAAAUUAAGAACUUAGAGAUUAUUUAUUAAAGACAAGUGAAGAACCUGGAGAUAAUAUUGAUUUGACAAAGAAAUUAAUUAAUGUUCUCUUGCAUUUGUAUAUAUAUUCCAUAGCAUCAUUUGUAGCCUAAACAUCUGUGAUUGUCUGAAGAAAGCGUUAAAAGCUCUUUGAAACCAUAAUAAA